This is a messenger RNA of Lemur catta (Ring-tailed lemur), 811 nucleotides long. RefSeq names its product translation initiation factor IF-2-like. The record is from RefSeq and is a predicted model, not a curated record. The transcript has 3 exons. The coding region runs from base 1 to 810 and encodes 269 amino acids. Lineage: Eukaryota; Metazoa; Chordata; Mammalia; Primates; Lemuridae.
AUGGUCGCGGGCGGCGCGGGCGCUCAGGCCGCGAGGCCGCCCAUUCCCCGGGCGGCCCACGCCAGCUGCUGCUUUUCCGGGGCCGGAGCGGACUCUCGGAGAGGCUGGGUCAAGGCUGCGGCGCCGCGCCGGGGCGGAGCUUCCUCCCGCGGCCGUGGCCCUCCCAGACGCGCCCCGCCGCCCGCCGGGCCGGCCGCCCGCGCUCCUCCCCGCCAGGCUUCACGGGCGACGUCAGCGGCGGACGCGCGGCGGGCGGGCUCUCGCCGCGGCCUGAGGCCGGGUCCUCCCGCGUCGCGCCGCCCACGCCGAGGGCCGCGGUGGGCAGGUCGUGCGACAGGGAGCCAGGGGCGCGCUUCUUUUGUCUUCUCUUCCCCCAGCCCCCAAGUUUGGAAAAGUUUUCCUUUUGGGAAAGCCCCUCUCGCCUGCCUGCUGGCAGGUGCCGGAUUGGUCAGCCCGGGAGGAUUCCCCUCUGGGCCGAGCCCCCCAUGGCGGAGCGGGGGCGGGGGGCCUUGGGAAGGGGAUCCGCUCCACCCGGAGCGAGGGGUGGAGGAUAAGCCUGUCAUACUGGAACGAGUUCAAGUGUUCACUCUCCUUACAUGGGGUCUGCUUCUCUCCCUCUUCUUUAUUUCCGUAGGUAUGUUUGUAGAGAAACGGAAAAAUAAUCUUGAGAGAGUCCAUCCAUCUGACUCCAGUGUUCCUCUGGGAUUCCUGAACUGCUUCAUCAAUCUAGAUGUGUGUCUGGGAUUCAAAGGAGAGAUGCAGAUAGAAAAGCAGACUUGUCCUGGUGAGAUGACUGGCUCUCUCUGUUGAG